UUGUAUAUCAAAAACGGUGUGCAAAAAGUUGCACACUAAACAAAAGACCAAAACGUCAACAGGCAAAGGUAAAACUAACAUAGCUACUGUAUAUCUGGUUAAAGUUGUGGUUGUAGUGCACCGCAUCAUACAGUGAGUGUAUAUUGUGGUAAUUUGAAUGUAAAUUACCUUAAUGCCAGUGUUAGUUGCAUCCCUUACAGCCUCCAGCAGUCUGUCGUAUUUGGGAUUGAAAGUGACGGUGAAGGCGCAGUCUAUUAUUCGACCUGGGGGAAGCAAACAACAUAUUGGUGUUAAUGUCGUAUAAAAGCGAUAUCAUGUAUAAGCAGUUUUUAUAUGAGAAUGAAAACAAUACUGGGGCACCACACACUUUUUGAAUUCAAGUUUCUCAUCCAGUUUAAUGCUAUACGUAAAUUGUACAAACAUUACAAAACAUACUACAUAGCAGAUGCCUUAACCAAGAUCACCAGACUUGCUCGGAUUCUCGGAUUCUCGGAUUGUCGGGCCACUUGUUGUUAGGCAGAAUUCACAGUCUCACGUACAGUACACACCAAGGAAUUAAUGGAUCACACUGCGUUUUCUUUGUAAUAAAUAUUAGGCAUGGACAUUUGACAAAAAUCUAUAAUUAUCAAUUUAUAAUGUAGAAAAUUAAUCAUCACUUCAUUCAUUUAUUAUUAUUUUUUUAUUUUGAAUAGGGACUCCUUUUUCCAUACUAGUGUUGUACUGAGAAGAAUACUGUUUCCUGGAAAAGUUGCACAGUGUGGAUGUAGUUCAGUAUGUCAUGGUCAUUUUUUUCAGGUUGACUUUUCAGACUGACUCCUUAGCACUUGCAGCCAAGUACUGCACUCCUUCGUGGCUCUACGGCUUCAGGACGCCAUUAAUAAACCAAUCAGUUUCAAAUGAUAACUCCUCACCGUUGAUGUGGGUUCCAAAGUCUAUUUUGCAGACGUCGUCAUAGCGUAGCACCGUGGGGUCCCCUGCGUUUGGGGUGUAGUGGGCAGCGCAGUGGUUGAUGGAGCAGCCAGUGGGGAAGGCCAAGCCUGCCUUUAGCCCAUUUUCCUUAAUGAGCUUCCUAGAGCAGUCCUCAAGCUUCUCACUGACAGGAAGAACAAGCAGCACAAACAUCAACAGUCUUGAAAGCAGUUAGUGAUUUGGCAGGGGCUUUUGAGUGACGGCUCACCAGAUGUCGAUCAUCGUCAUGCCCGGCUUGAUCCAGCUCCUCACGUAGGAGCGGACCUGACGGUGGGCCUCAGCCGCCUGCCUGAAGUCGCUCCACAUCUCCUCAUUGGCUGAGUCUAGGGCUCGUUUCUCCUCACUGGAAGUCCUCCACGCUGCACUGCGUCUAUAUUGGAGGACAUAAUGGCCACACGCUGUCAGGUUGCUAAAUGAAUACAGUAAAGAACGCAAUGACCAAGAGUGUGUUCAAAGUUAAAAUCAACUUGGUUCGUCUGGUCAAGUGUGGACGCUUUUAUCCGAACCCUGUUGUGUGCCAAACAAGUGGACAGAUACCACUUGAUUGUUGGGUCUCAGUCCGCUUUCAAGUGUGGUUUACUUGAGCUCAAAUGUGACCCAAAUGGACCCAAGACACGGACCAGUGUUAAAAAGACAGCAAAAAUCUUGCAGAAAUGACAAAUAUGGAAGAGAAAUUGUACGGGAAGUACUGUCUCUCUGCUUUGCUCUUUGUCUUUGUGGUAAAUAUAGCAGAAUAUUCUGUCCAAAUAAUCUGCAUAUUCAACCCAUCAGACAACAUUCUGAUUUGGAAUAUUUGAGUUAUGUCAUGUAAAAGUCAGUACUUAAAGCAUAUGUUCUUUACUGCGCUGCCUUUGGUCCCAAGACAAAAAUACCAGCGUGAACCCUAAACCAACCGCACAAAAGUGCAUCCAUCCCUCCAUCCAUUUUCUAUGCCGCUUAUACUCAAUAGAGUCGCAGGGGUAUGCUUGGAGCCUAUCCCAGCUGACUUUGGGCGAGAGGCGGGGCACACCCUGGACUGGUCGCCAGCCAAUCGCAGGGCACAUAUAGACAAACAACCAUUCACUCUCACAUUCAUGAAAGCACAUAUCAACUGUCUUGACCAGAGUACUGAACCAAAAGUGUGAACACAGCCUAAGGCUGUGUCUCAAAAUCAACAUUUCAGUAUGCAUACUACUGUAACAUACACCGCCUACUUAGUUCCUGAAUGCACAAAUUUUGACUGAGUAGUGCUCUCCCAAAUCGGUUACUGUCGUUGCGUACUCAUCGUUAUAUUGAUUGCGAUAUUUAUCCACUUCCUCUUUUUCUUCUCUCCUUUUUGCAACCUCUCAAGUUAGUCCCGCCCCUUCUACUACAUAGCCAAGAGUGUGAAUGCACUUGUACACUCAAAAUGCUGUGUGUGUGUGUGUGUGUGUGUGUGGAAAUGCACAAAUUGAGACACAGCCCAGGUGUGAAGACUACAGCAUAAAAAUGGGACCAUGUAGAGGUCACCCACCCAUCUUUUGAGGGCGGGUAUUCGCACUCCUCUCCUCUUGGGAAUUCUCCAUUGGGAUAAAGCUCGCAAAUGGGGACUGAGGGGGGGUCAGUCUGUCCCUUCACUGUGGCCCACAUAGACAAGGAGAGUGCAUUAGAUAUUAGACACAGAAAAGAAACAAGUUAUGUGUUGAGAUACAAUUUAUAUUACCCUGUUAGCCAAAUAAUAAGUGCAUAAUGUAACAAUAUAAUUACCUUCAUAGUGUGUUAGUGUAUUAGAAGCACUGCAGCACUUGUGCCAUAUGUAGUACAGACUAAAGUCACACAAUUUGGGGUUCAACCAUUUUUUUGUAAGAAAUGUGCCUCAAAAGUCAAACACAUGUGAGAUGUCAGCAAAUCUUGUGAGACUUAACUGCGCAGUUGUUUAUUUUUGCUUUUUCUGUGGCUUUUUUCACCACCAAACAAGGAUACAAGUAAAAGCAAAGAGGAAAAAAAGUCUGAUGAUAACCAUAGAACCAGAAAUGAUGAGAUGAUGCUUACAUAAAUAUGAAGGCAUGCAGCGGAAAGCAUAAUGGCUAAAGACCAGCCAGGGCGGUCCUCCCCCAGGGAUUUGGGGUUCCAUGGAAUAAAUAUCACUUUGGGUCCCACCAAAAAACACAACAAACCCCUAGAAACCUAGAAAAUACAUUCUCUAGGGCCCCCUUUUAAUCGUCAAUCGUCACUUUUCUCCCCCUGAUGACUAGCAUGGAAAUGACCAAGAGGCUUUCCAACAAACCUGCUCUUUCUUUAGCAGGUGAGUAGUUCCAUUUUAUUACUUGUAUGUAGUCAUUAUUACUUGUAUGUAGUCAUUACAAAGUGGUGAACUUAUCUUACACUUGUUUAACAGUUAAACAUAGUUCAGUGUUACUUAAAACAUUGCCUGCAACAUUAAACAAGGUUUUAUGAUGGUGGCAGUUUGACCCUGGAAUGGAUCAUUUCUAUUUCCAUGAAGUCCUAUGGGGAAAACUGUUUUGGGAGUAGAACAACAGUUCCACUGUAGUAUAUUGUACUGUAGUAAUUUGCAGUGGUGUUAACACACUACACACACUACAUUUUACUGAGAGAUGUUUGGUUCACUUAUUUAGCGAGAUAAGAUGGCCAAAAUAUUAGAAAGAGUAUGUAGGACAAUGUUGGUGUGAAUCCUACUCACAUCCUUUCUUCUUUUUCUUCUUCUUCUUCCUCCUUGCGAUGGAGUUCUCCUCCUCGUCGUCAUCCCCUAGCAAGUAUCACUCAUUUCAGGCUAGUAGUUAAAAAAAAAAGUAUAUUCAAGAUGAUGGCACAUUUUACCUUCUUCGCCGUCCUCGUCCUCCCUCUCUUUGUCCUCCAGCGUUUGCCUCUCCAGCUGUUCCGUCACUUCACCAACACCUCCAGCUUCUCCAUCCUCCCCCUCGGCCUUGUGUGCCCCCGCUGCUGCAAAGUCACAUCACCCCAUCACAGGUGCGCGUAUGUUGCAGGCUUUUCAGGGGACGUUUGCAGUGAAAAAUGCCUCGACGAUCGUUGCUUUGUGUUGCUUACUGACGCAGCCAGUCUCCAUUUGAACGUAAAAGAAGGUGCGGGAGUAAAGUUUGAAAAAAUAGGGCAUUUUCCUCCUCCACAUGACUUCGUUGAACGAAUUCUUCCCUCAGCCUUUGUAUUUCUUUGACCAGCCUGCAAGGCCACCGAAAAUAAAAAAGGUGAAAGUUGUACACGUGGAUAAAAAUAAAGAGGAGCAGAAAGAAAAAAGGACAGAAAAUGGCAAACAAGCAAAGAUCAACAAAAAAGCACAAAGCGAUGAGCUGCCAGACGCACAACCACAGGAUGAAUCAUGCGAGGAGGAAUCCACAGAAGAAGUCGAGGACGCCUCCACUACAGAGAUCCAGGACCCUUUGUUCGGCCUUAAGCGGGACGCCCCUCACCUGUUGAAUGAAUUGGGUCGUUCUAUGUCCCAACACAAGUGGACACCGUCGCAGGUUGGAGAUAUUCUCAACUACACCUGGGCAGAACUCAGAAGCACAGACAAGACAAUUCCUAAAGCGGCAGAUAAGCAGAAGUCAUCUGGGAGAAAGAAAAAGUCACAGAAGAAAGAGCAAAAAACAAGCGAAGUCGCAGAAUGUGCAGGCGUACCUAAUGAAGUAUCUGCGCCCACCAACCCCUGCACCAGUCCCACCAUUCCCAACCAGACCACUGCAUCCAGCACCAUUCAAGAAGAAGCAGGUGAAGAUUGUUUUGUUCCAGCUGUGAGUGAGGAAACUCCUUCGAUAGAGACGUGUCAAUGGGUGGUGGAGCGACUGCAGGCCACCAGAAGUCCACAAGACCCGCAAGCAGAGGAGCAGGAGUUUAACGAAUCUCCCAUUUUGUGUCACUAUUUGGAUGAAACGCCUGAAGUGGAGGAAAAUAAAGAGACGAGUGAGACCGACACACAGUGUGUCGUUAAUGGGUUUCCUCAGAUACCGGAAGUGAGUCAGCGGGAUCCUUCACUGAGGAAAUUUCAUUACAGGAUCAGCGAUGGAACCUCAUUCAUAUAUUACCCAUCAGGCCACAUGGCUGUGUGUCACAGCCACUCAGGUCUGCCCUCUGGAGGCUUUUACACGAACGUCUUCACUGACAACCACACUCCCAUCAUCCUGGCCACUAUCACUAUGUAUGGCCAUGGCCAUGUCACACAUCCUGUCAGUUCUGUCGUUACAGCAGUGUGGGACCAGCACGGCGGAUUCAUGUGUGACCGUGACGCCAACAUGAAGAAGGAGUGGAGCUGGAAGACAGAGGAAGAAGCGCAGGAGAAGAUUGUUGUAAAGCUUUCAAAGGGCAUCUCAGUGCGGCUGCACAGCGGCACGUCUGCUCUGCUCUGCUUCAAGUGUGAACAGCAGAAGGUUCAGAUCCCGCUUUCUGCUGUACCUUACUUGUCCAAGGAACCGGAGUCAGGCCCGUCACUCCUGGAUGGGGAAGGGAUGCCAGGACGUUGGAGGAAAGGAAAUGUUGUGAUGGCCGAGCUGAAGAAAAUUCAACUGAAAGCACAAGACAUUCUAGACGCUUGGCUGGACUUUUACCUCAUAGCCACUGGUAUCAAGCGUCGUAAGAAAAAGCCAAAGACCUCAUCAAAGACCAAGCACAAGAAACGUAAACGUUCAUCUUCAGCGCCUGCAAAGAAAUCGUCUGAGAAGAAAAAGCCCGCUCCUCCCAAAGAGGUUAUUCAUGAGCAACAAUUGGUGCCCAUACCAAAACCAAAAACCAAACAUAAGCCCAAACCAAAACCAAAACCAAAAAUUCGAGAAUCUCCAGCCAAGAACGUAAGGCCACUAAAGCAAGCAAGGGAAUAUAAUGUCACACAAGUCGGCCCUCUUCGUAUCCAUGGAAACAUCAAACAAGAGUCAGUGAUUCUUCCAGGCAUUCCAGAUCCACGUCUCACCACUUUGCCUCCCUGUCCCACCCAGUCCUGUUUCCCCUCCUCGGUUCCCCUUACUGUGUGCCCCCCGCUGUUGAGGGCGGCACUGCUCAAGGACCUCAAGGAGCAAGGGCCCAGGCGAUGCUGCUGCAGCACCGCGCUGAUGCCUGUGCUGACGGAUACGGAGUACGACGCCUUCAUCAUGGGACAGCCCAAGCACAGUCAGCAGAUCCUGGUCGUGUACGUGACACUGCCUGUCAAGUGGGAAGAGACUAUGGAGAAGGAUGCCAUGCAGCGGCUUUACCGGAGGACCAACAGGAAUAGAACGAUGCCGUGCACUCAGUGCCAGAUGGACUCCUUUCGCCUGGUGAGGUACGAGGUGUCAACAGGGGCACUGGGCUGUCCAGUAGACAACAUUCUGCUGCAGCAUCGCCACAAUGUCUCUUCUGGCAUGAUUCUGAUGUACAUCCGAGGGACGCUGAUGUUUUUGGGCUACGUAUCCAGUGGUCUCAGCUUCUCCAUCUUGGACCUUCAGAAACAAAUAUUAAGAACCAGGGAGGACUACAGGUCGGGUGUGAGCCUCCCUCCAGAUUACAAGUUCAGCGAAAGGCCAAAGGUCAGCGCGGCUCCCCCCGAAGCCCCAGAUGCAAAUAAAGCCGAAGGUCCACCACUGACGGGAAGGAAUGACACGACGUUGACUCAUUCAGGGGAAAAAGAAUGUCUCAAUGAGACUUGUGACUGAAUGAGAUGAGUUGAUAUCCUGUCAAAAUGUGAUGACGUAAUUAUCCUGUUGUGUUGCGAACCUGCAUCAUAUUUAUCAUAGCGAUCUGCAGAGUUCAUCAAGCAGUCACUGGAAGCACAAUUGUAGCAUGGAAAUUACCCAUAAUCUGCUCCUAAAGAAGAAGACUGGGGCAAUGAAUCUAUUUAAAUAUAGAUUUUCAAUUCAAAGAGCUUUACACAGAUAUGAUACGCUAGUGGUAAAAGUGUGUGGUGAUCAAUGAGAUAUAAAAUUCUAGUUUGUUUGGCGUCACUAUAAUAUGUUUUACUUUCUGUUCUCCAUCAAACUUCCCUGAUUACUGAUAGCACUGUGAAAGCGCCACAACAGUCGGCAGUGUUUGAGUGUUACUUCCUCGGUCGUGCAUCAAAUGUAGAUGAGCUAUAUUUGUCAUCUUUUUAAAGGGGUUUAAAAAUAGCAAAUAGGAUGCAUGUGCAUAUAUUUUUGUACGGAUGAAUAAUCACAAUGGACAUAAACAGUACAUAUUUGUCAUUGAUUGUAACACGCGUUGCAAAGGGGGGGGCAUUUUCUGGUAAAUGACACAUUUUAUGAGAAUGUAAGAAUGAAUGGGAAUUGAUGACAUAUUUGGCAUAAUUCAUUCAAUUCAACAAACGAUUAUGAUUUUCUUGCUGAGAAUUGAGAUUGUGAUUCUUUGGGACGAUUUUUUUCACACAUGCACACACACACGCACACACACACGCACAUGCACACACAAAACAUUCAGGGCCAUGUGCUUUAGUUUUUAAUAAAUCACACUGUUUUUUUUAUUAUUAUUAUAAUUAUUAUUAGACUCCUCAUUGGCCUGUUCUGCUUUAAACAAAUGGCCAAUGGUCUUUCUGUCACUCUUCAUGGGAGGUCCCUGAAGGAUAGCUGAUUUCAUAGAAAUGAAUAGAAAGACAAAAUAAUCCAUCAAGUCAAAAACAUGGUACGCUCGCUCACUCCACAAUACACUCAUGCACGUAAUAAAGACGAGUCAAAAGAAAAGUCAAUUAAUGCAAUUGCUAUCCUGUGAGCUGAUGAAUGAUAGUCCUUGCCAGCCAGGGCAGGUGGAGCCAACUCACCCUGGCAUGCAAAGCUUGCUGGAAGACAGGGAGAGCGAGAAGGAAGUGUCGGCCGCUAUGACGACAGUGCAGG
Molecule: messenger RNA, 7748 nt
Organism: Dunckerocampus dactyliophorus (ringed pipefish)
Lineage: Eukaryota; Metazoa; Chordata; Actinopteri; Syngnathiformes; Syngnathidae
Exons: 18
Coding region: 4074-6581 (835 amino acids)
Source: RefSeq, a predicted model, not a curated record